Messenger RNA from Metarhizium album ARSEF 1941, 1881 nucleotides. Its product is annotated as General substrate transporter. Lineage: Eukaryota; Fungi; Ascomycota; Sordariomycetes; Hypocreales; Clavicipitaceae. Gene Ontology annotation, biological process: transmembrane transport. Gene Ontology annotation, molecular function: myo-inositol:proton symporter activity. Gene Ontology annotation, cellular component: membrane. The transcript has 5 exons. The record is from RefSeq and is a predicted model, not a curated record. Bases 1 to 1881 code for a protein of 626 amino acids.
AUGUCGAACAUGUAUCAGGAUCCCAAGGCUGCUCGCAAUGAACACGUCGAGGAGAAGGGCACCACCCACGCCGAGCAAGUGGAUAUGCAGCAGAAUCUUGAAGCCAGAAUCCGUAAUCCGUUGCAGGGCAUUCCUCCAUAUCAGCUGAUGCAGGAUGUGGAGAAGUUUGCGCAAGAAAAAGGCCUUCAAGAGUACGUUGCGCUCUUGAAGAAAGGUGCAUUGGUUGCCCAGGACCCUACCAGCAUUCGCAAUAUAGACGGCCCUGAGAGGCUCUCCCCCGAAGAGCUCGAGGUCCUCGAGGACGAAGUUACUCACAAGUGGCGUAUGCCCCUGAAACUCUUCUUGACCAUCUUCACUUGCUCCAUUGGUGCCGCUGUUCAGGGAUGGGACCAGACGGGCAGCAAUGGGGCAACCAUCUUCUUUCCCAAGUACUACGGCAUCGGGGGUACUACUGAUCGAGAGACGAUCAUUGUGGGCUUGAUCAACGCCGGCCCCUACAUCGGCUCCGCUCUCAUUGGCUGCUGGUUAUCUGACCCAUUGAACAACUGGUUUGGACGAAGAGGCACUAUUUUCUUCUCUGCCAACUUCUGCAUCUGGCCUGUCAUUGGAUCUGCCCUUUGCCACACAUGGCAGGAACAGCUGGCAUGCCGUAUUCUUAUGGGUAUCGGAAUGGGCGCAAAGGCAUCAACAGUUCCCAUCUACGCAGCCGAAAACUCUCCGGCUUCCAUCAGAGGUGCUUUAGUCAUGUCCUGGCAAAUGUGGACCGCUUUUGGCAUCAUGCUGGGAACUGCCGUCAACUUGGCCGUCUACAAGGUCGCGGGUCCCUUGAACUGGCGUCUCAUGCUCGGCGCUCCCUUUAUCCCUGCCGUGCCUCUCCUGGCCCUGAUCUAUCUCUGCCCGGAAUCUCCCAGGUGGUACAUGAAGAAGGGUCGUUUCCAGGAAGCCUGGAAAUCCAUGUCUGUGCUACGACGAAAUCCUAUCCAGGUCGCUCGAGACAUGUACUACAUCAGCGCGCAGCUCGAGGUUGAGAAGGAGGUCAUUGGCAACACCAACUACGUUACCCGUUUCAGUCAGCUGUUUACUGUCCCUCGUAUCCGCCGGGCAAAUCUGGCCGCGUUUACCGUCAUGAUUGCUCAACAAAUGUGUGGAAUCAACAUCAUCGCCUUUUACUCCACCUCGAUAUUCGAGCAGGCAUUCCGCAACGACCCUAAUCCUCAGUUCAAGGCCAUGAUUGGAUCGUUUGGCUUCGGCUUGGUCAACUGGCUGUUUGCCUUCCCCGCCUUCUUCACCAUUGAUACUUUCGGCCGCCGCAGCUUGCUUCUGUUUACUUUCCCUCAAAUGUUCUGGACCCUCCUGGCUGCUGGUCUUUGCACCCUCAUCGACUCGGAAGGAUCCAUGGCGGAAGCUCGCACUGGUCUUGUGUGCUUGUUCGUCUUCCUCUUUGGCGCCUUCUACUCUCCAGGCGAAGGGCCGGUUCCGUUCACAUACAGUGCGGAAGUGUACCCUCUGUCUCAUCGCGAGACCGGCAUGGGCUUUGCCGUCGCUACUUGCCUCUUUUGGGCCUCGGUAUUGGGCAUCACGUUCCCGUUCCUUCUCAACCGCCUCCAGACCAUUGGUGCAUUCUCGUUGUACGCGGGCUUCAACGUUGCCGCCUUCGUCAUGAUAUUCUUCUGGGUGCCCGAGACGAUGCAGCGUACUCUGGAGGAACUAGACUGGGUAUUUGCCGUUCCCACGAGGAAAUUCGCCAAGUACCAGCUUACCGUGGCGUUACCCUGGUGGUUCAAGAAAUACAUUUUUUUCCAGCGCAAUGCCACCAAGGAGCCGCUGUAUCAUUUUGAGAAAGUUGCCGGGACUUUUGGGAAGGAUUUAGUUGUUGGUUAG